This is a messenger RNA of Striga asiatica, 711 nucleotides long. Lineage: Eukaryota; Viridiplantae; Streptophyta; Magnoliopsida; Lamiales; Orobanchaceae. The record is from the annotation of a GenBank genome assembly.
GGAGAAAAACCUAACCCUAAUUCCCAAUUAACAAAACCUUCAUUUGCAUCCUAGUCUCCCACAACACAGCCUCUCCUCAGGUAAAGACAGACGCAUUUAGCAGAUCUCCGUCGAACAUGCCGUUCAAGAGGUACGUGGAAAUCGGGAGGGUGGCCCUCGUCAACUACGGAAAGGACUAUGGAAAGCUUGUCGUCAUCGUUGACGUCAUCGACCAGAACAGGGCUCUUGUAGAUGCCCCCGACAUGGUAAGAAGCCAGAUGAACUUCAAGAGACUUUCUCUUACAGAUAUCAAGAUUGAUAUCAAAAGGGUUCCAAAGAAGAAGACUCUUAUAGCUGCCAUGGAAGCUGCUGAUGUCAAGGGCAAAUGGGAAAAGAGCUCAUGGGGUAGGAAGCUCAUUGUUCAGAAGAGAAGGGCUGCACUCAAUGACUUUGACCGGUUCAAGCUGAUGCUCGCAAAAAUUAAGAAGGCUGGUGUUGUCAGUCAGGAGCUUGCGAAGCUUAAGAAGACCGCAGCUUAAGUACACUUCUGCCGUGUUGUUUUUUCUUUUGAAAGUUGUAUCGGUUUAUUAUCCAGUUUUGUGCUUUGAAUUUUCUUGUUCUUGAGCUCAUUAUAAACAUGAGAGUACUCUAAUGUUACCUAUUUAUUGUUGGAUAGCCUCGGGCACUUUAAUGUUUGGAAAUCUCAAUUACUUGUCCAUGUUUUGAUUGCUA